AUGGCGUUGCCUUCCUUUUUUCGACAAAUUUGGACUAUACGACAUAUUCUUGUAGUUUUGUUUACUCCGAUUAUCUUCUUGCCUUUUCCACUUGCGGUGGACUAUCCGGAAGCAAGAUGUGCAUACGUCAUCAUUAUCAUGGCAGUAUACUGGACAACCGAAGCAAUACCAAUAGCAGUGACAUCCCUUUUACCAAUUGUUCUGUUCCCCAUAAUGGGAGUUUUAACAGCAAAGCAAACUUCCGGUGCCUACAUGAAUGACACAUCAAUGUUAUUUUUUGGUGGUUUGAUGUUGGCGGUUGCAAUUGAAGUCUGGGAUAUUCACAAACGAUUGGCUUUAUUGGUUUUAAUGAAAGUUGGUUCUGAGCCGAAAUGGUUAUUGUUAGGUAUAAUGGGAGUUACUUGGUUUUUAUCAAUGUGGAUCAGUAACACAGCUACUACUGCUAUGAUGAUUACAAUAGUUCAAGCUAUAUUACAACAGAUAAAAAUAGCAGACGCUUCCACAGCUGAAGACAAUGUGAAAGCUUAUGAAGUCACCAAUCCUGAUACAAAAGCUAACUUGAACGAAAAUAAACACAGUGAAUCCCCAAAAGAACAGAAAGGAAGCAAAGGAGCCAAAGUUAAUGAUGUUUUCCAUACCAGAAUCUCUAAAUGUAUGUGUCUAGCAGUAGCGUAUUCAGCCAAUAUUGGUGGUAUUGCUAGUUUAACUGGUACUGGUCCUAAUUUGAUCCUGAAAGGUCAGGCUGACAUUGUUUUCAAUGAUUAUGGACUAACAUCGCCUAUAAGUUUUAGUACGUGGAUGGUUUAUGGUCUUCCACUAUCACUAAUUGUGGUGGUUAUUUUGUGGUUUUGGCUACAGGCAUUUUUUCUACGCUGCAAAAAGAAAGAUGGUAAGGAUACAGUGGCUGAAGUUAUAGAGUCAGAGUACAGAAAACUGGGCAAAAUAAAUUUUCCCCAAAUUACUGUAGUUAUAUGUUUUACUCUGUUAGUCAUUUUAUGGAUAACACGUGAUCUUGGUGGUAUAGGUGGCUGGGGUACUUAUUUUUUUUACAGGACAGUUUCUGAUUCUACGCCAGCUAUUUUAAUUGGUAUACUAUUGUUUAUUCUACCGACAGCAGUACCGAAUGUAUUCUGCUUCCGGAAAUCGGGAGACUGUUCAAAUGCUGUAGUUAAACCUUUACUUACUUGGCAAGAUCUGCACGAGAAGAUGCCCUGGUCAUUGUAUCUUCUGUUAGGGGGUGGUUAUGCUAUAGCUAAGGCUUCUCAGGAAUCUGGUUUAUCAGAAAUGGUUGGUACGUCGUUACGAGUAUUUAAAGAUUUGAAUCCCUGGUUAAUGUUGAUGAUACUGUGUUAUAUUAUAACAUUUUUAACUGAAAUAACCAGUAAUACAGCUAUCUCAACUUUAAUGAUGCCCAUAUUAGCCAGUUUGGCUUUAUCGUUACAAGUUAACCCUCUGUACUUCAUGUUUCCGGCCGCCAUUACCACGUCUUUUGCUUUUAUGUUGCCAGUAGCCACACCACCAAAUGCAAUAGUGUUUUCCUUUGGACAAGUAAGAGUUAUAGACAUGGUGCUGGCCGGUCUAUUCAUGAACAUCGUAUCUGUCCCAGUAUUACUUCUCGCCACAGCGACAUGGGGCAAUUCUUUCUUCCAUUUCACUGACGUUGAUCCAGCGUUCUUGGCUUUCAAUGAAACGACAACGCUUGCUACAAUCUAA
Lottia gigantea (owl limpet) is the source of this 1713-nucleotide messenger RNA. RefSeq lists its product as hypothetical. NCBI's taxonomy places the organism in Eukaryota, Metazoa, Mollusca, Gastropoda, Lottiidae. The coding region runs from base 1 to 1713 and encodes 570 amino acids. The record is from RefSeq and is a predicted model, not a curated record. Gene Ontology annotation, biological process: monoatomic anion transmembrane transport. Gene Ontology annotation, cellular component: membrane. Gene Ontology annotation, molecular function: transmembrane transporter activity. The transcript has 14 exons.